AUGCAUCCUUCCACCGUCGCCGCCAUUCUGGCCUUUACUGCAGGCAUGCCUGCCAGUGCUGCACCCGCCAACCGCCAACCAAACCCUUACGCCGGACUAGGUCACAUAGCGGUCAUGCCUGAUUCCAAGGAGCAUGUCGAUCUCUUCAACAAGAUCUCUGGCCGUGCUAGCCGUGGUAGCCGUGUCGGCAAAGCCUUCUCGGGCGUUGGCGAUGCUGUAAGCGCGGUAUCCGAUUUCCUUACUAUCGGCCAGGCUGUCCAGGGGGCUCAGCAAAACGCAAAGAGGGACCCGCAACGAAGCUCCAAGCAGUGUGCCAACUUUGUCAACCGGGAACAGUGCGAAGAGGCGUUUCGCCCUCAACUGGCCAUUCCCUACCCGGAGAUGCAGCUUGGUUCGAAAAAGGUAGCCCGCGGUAAUCGCUUGGCCGAUGCUGCUGGACAAAUCGCCCAGGGCGUCAGGCCGGUUGACGAUCUCGUCAACAACCAACACAAGAGGGAGGCUAAAGGGGGCAGCAUUGGUAACGGUUGCCUUACUACCCCAUGUGCAGACAUCCUGCCAACCACACCAUUCAGGGGAGUUCAGAAGCAAGAGGAGGAGACCCAGUCAAGUGAGAAGCGGGACGCGCAGAGGAGUAAAGGAAGGAUCAUCAGCAACAUUGUUAAGGGUGUAGGAGGCGCUCUCGGUGGUGCAGCUGAUACGGCCACCGUCGUCGGAGCGGUCCAGGGCCAACAAAAGAGGGAUGCUCAGAAGAGUAAGGGCGAGGUCUUCUGGACCGCUCCGCCGGCACAGAGCGGCGGAGACAUUCCGCUGCCAGAAAAGAGGGAGGGCCAACGAAAUUGGUGGAAAGAUACACCGAUGCGCGAGGCACAAAGGAGCAAAGGCAAGGUUAUCGGCAACAUUGUCAAGGGUGUAGGCGGCGCUCUCGGUGGAGCAGCUGAUACCGCCACCAUCGUCGGAGCGGUCCAGGGUCAGCCAGCACAGAAGAGGGAAGCCCAGAAGAAAAUCAUUGGGGGAGAAGACGAGAUCCGAUGCAUGGGUUUUCCCGGCUGUUACGAUACCGCGUCUGGUCUUGGGAAGCGCGAGGCACAGAAGAGUAAGGGCAAGAUUAUCGGAAACAUUGUUAAGGGUGUAGGCGGCGUCAUUGGGGGUGCGGCUGAUACUGCCACCAUCGUCGGAGCGGUCAACGGCCAAGGCCAGCCAGCACAGAAGAGGGAAGCCCAGAAGAACCCCAUUGGAGGAAAGUCCGGUGGCCACUGCCAAGCUAUGACUGGCUGUGGAAGGAGGGAUGACAUUAUUAUUCUUGGGCGCGAGGCACAGAGGAGCAAGGGUAACAUUAUCGGAAACAUUGUUAAAGGUGUAGGCGGCGUCAUUGGUGGUGCAGCUGAUACUGCCACCAUCGUCGGAGCGGUCAACGGCCAAGGCCAGCCAGCACAGUAG
Pyrenophora tritici-repentis Pt-1C-BFP is the source of this 1437-nucleotide messenger RNA. Lineage: Eukaryota; Fungi; Ascomycota; Dothideomycetes; Pleosporales; Pleosporaceae. The record is from RefSeq and is a predicted model, not a curated record.